AUGUCCCAACCAGGCCACGAUCUGUAUUGGUCGCCAUCGGAUGAAGCAUACAGCUCGAAGCCUGCGCCAGGGAAAGGCUCAGCUGUUGAGGAGGGCAAAAUAGUGUCACUUGAUCCGGAUGAUGUAAUGGAUUGUGAGGACGCGCUUGCUGAGGUGAAUUCCACACCUGACCCCGGCGCCGAAGCUGUGAGCGAGCUCGAGCUACUUCCGAAGAUACCCUCAGAUGGUGAAGGAACGUUCGCAGUCGAUGAAGUGGCAGAUAUCGAGCCGGAUGAACUUGUGCCAGAUAGCGACAAUGCAUUGCUUGGCUCGGUUGCUUGGCUGCCAGAAGGCAGAGCAUUCGAGCUCGACAAGCUGUCAGAUCCAGAGAUUGGCCCAACAGUGUUACUGAGCGUCGCAGCGCGAGACGUUGAAGAGGCACCCUGGGAUGCCGUUGAUAUAGAGCCCGGUGAUGAGAGACCUGAGGACGUGCCGCUCGUGGGCAGCGAAUCUGUGGGCUGCAGUGGGCUGUUCGUUGACAGCGCUCCACUGUUUGGAUUCGAGUUGACACUGCUCGAACUGGGUUGA
Molecule: messenger RNA, 567 nt
Organism: Fulvia fulva
Lineage: Eukaryota; Fungi; Ascomycota; Dothideomycetes; Mycosphaerellales; Mycosphaerellaceae
Exons: 1
Coding region: 1-567 (188 amino acids)
Source: RefSeq, a predicted model, not a curated record